GCCUGGUAGGCAACGCGCAGGGGCAGCAAGAUGGCCCUGAGCUCCUGGUCCCCAGAGCUGGGGUUCGGCGGGAAGGUGCUGCUGCAGGCAGCAGCCGUCUCCACCGGCCCCUCCCUGGAAUUAUGCACCUUCCCCUCCUCCCUGGGCUCCUCGGUCGCGACCGCUGCGCUGGAGCAGCUCUCUGUUGUGGAACAAUCACUGCAAAGUGACUAUUUUAAAUGCAACGAAGAAGCUAGGAGCUUUCUUAAGGACAUUGCUAUCGCUGUUAAGAAAUUGGAAGAAAUGAGAAAAGCCACAAUUGAUCUCCUGGAAGUUGAAAGCAUGGAACUCAGCAGACUAUAUUUCCUACUGGAAACUCUUCCCAAUAGCAUUGGCAGAGAAUUGGAAGAAUGUGUCAGAGAUGCCCGCAGAUUAAAUCUUUUUGAGAUAAAUCAAUUACAAAUGGACGUUACAAGGAUGAAUAAUGAAAUAGAGUUCCUGAAGAAGAAAAUACUUGAUCUGAAAAAAAUUAAUGAAAUUCUAGGUGAACAGCAAGAGGAGCUGGUGAGGAGGCACGAAAAGUUGGUGCUGUCACUCAACCACACGAUGGAAGAAAAAGCUGCUGUCACUGUUUACAUCAAUGAGACUUACACCAAAAUAAACUCGGAGAAAAAAGAGUUAGAAUUCCAAAACCAACGUCUCAAAGAAAUACAGGAACAAAUGGAAAAAGAAAAAGCGAAAUAUUUGGCAAGAAAACAAAAAUUGAAUCAAGAGAUUGAGGAAUAUAAAAAACUCUGUGAAUUGAAGAGAAAGGAUACUUAUCAAAAGAAGAAAGAAUUGGAUACAUUAAAACUUAAAGUGUCAAAAAUGAGAGAAACAGUUAGUACCAGGACAGUGGUUCUUAGUGAUCACAAUUUAGAGAUAGCACAACUACAAGAAUCAAUAAGGCAUUGGGAACAAGAGGUUGAAGAAAUGAAGAAAUCCUGUAAGAUCCUGGAGGAUAAAAUGCAUUUUUUUAUGAAUAACAAGGAAAAACUGGAAGAUUCAUCUAGUGUUGAAAAAGAUGAAAUUUUGCAGAAGAUAAAGCAGAUGGCUGAAAAACUACACAAAAAUCAUUUAGAGAGCAAAGAUCUACGGGAGAAAUUGCAUGCUCUUACCAAACAAUAUAAGAUUGUCUUAAGUGAGGAGGAGAAAGUUUUUAUACAGAAACAGAACACUUAUAAUGAGAAUCAGAAACAAAUGGCGUUUAUUAGUCGGAAAGAAAACUUCCUAUCGCAAAGGAAAGUAGACAUCAAAAAUAUGGAGGAAGGACUUGUCACUCUCCAGGAACUUCAUCAAGCAACAAAGGAAGUAUAUCGGAGACAAGUAAAAAUCCUGAAUGACAACCGGGAAAGAGAAAGUCAGAGAUGCGUCAUAACUCAGUGGAAAAUUGCUUGUUCACGAAAAAAACAUGCAUGUUUGAAAAAGAAGCUGGAGUCUGAAGUACAAGAAAUUUUAGAUGAAGUACAGACUGCUGAAUCUAGAUGCAUCAAACUAUUGCAAGAGACCAAUUUUAGACAAAAAGAGAUCACUGAGUUUUUGGCAGAGACUGAAAAACUUACAUUGGAAUUAAAACAAGUGGAGGAAGAAUUUAUUGUCAAAGAAAAAAAGUUAGUUCAAGAGUUGAGCAAGUAUGAGCUAAGAUUCGCUAGGGAAACGCAAAGUAACAGAGUAAAGGAAGAUGAACUAGUCGAGCGUCUUCCGCAACUUCAAGUGGCAGAAGAAGAAUACAUGAGCAAAGCUGGAAAACUGGAAGAGCUCAUUCAUUUUAUUACAGCACAAAAGCAGGAGCAGAAUUUACUGAACGAUUCCACUUCUCAAAUGGCAAGAGACUUUUCAAGAUUUCUCAGCAACUCGGAAAAAGUGAAGAAAGAACUCAAAUACUUACGAGACCAAGAAAGCCAUAAGAUCAAAAGUCAUUUUGAAACUCUCAAGAACUUAGAAAAUGAAAUCUAUGUACAUGACUUAAAAGUAGAUGCUUUGCUCCUGGAAAAUGAAAAAUUAAGAAAAUAUAUUGCAUAUAUGAAGAACAACAUAGAGCUAUACAAAAAAAGAGAAGAAGACCUCAAGUGCACGUCAGGUGACCUGUGUUGGCAACUGACAGCUCAUCAGAGGAAGUAUUUGGAUUUGUGGGCUGAAUUUCAGACUACAGUUAAGGAACUGGUAAACAGUGGUGGUGAGACUUUGCAAGGAAUAAAAAAGCUAACAGAGAGGCUGCAGGAAAGGGAUGAAAACAUUGAGCGUAUCAGCAUUUGGCUACAAGGGAAUCUUGAAGAGCUGCGUUUUCUUAUGGAACAGGAAUUGAAAACGGACCUCCAUAAAAAGAAGAAACACGUUCAUAUCAAAAAGGUCCACCCCCCCGUGGUUGAAUGUACCAGGAAAAACGCAUUAACAGAGAAAAAAUAACAUAAUAACUUCAAAGAUACAACUGCUGUGAAUUCAAAAGGCACAAAAAACAACCAGAAGAGGUUUUCGACCAAACCACCUAUAAACAAAAAACCUGUUACAUAAAUUAUGCUCUAGUUUUAUAAUCAAAAUACUGUAUUGGUAAAAAUAAACAGAUAACAACAAACAACGUA
Messenger RNA from Leopardus geoffroyi (Geoffroy's cat), 2597 nucleotides. RefSeq names its product coiled-coil domain containing 175 (gene CCDC175). Bases 31 to 2424 code for a protein of 797 amino acids. The record is from RefSeq and is a predicted model, not a curated record. Lineage: Eukaryota; Metazoa; Chordata; Mammalia; Carnivora; Felidae. The transcript is spliced from 21 exons.